AGAGAGAUGCCUUGCCUGAACCUCUCCACUAACGUGAGCCUGGAUGGACUAGACACCGCUCCCCUAGUCUCGGAAGCCAUCAAGGCCAUCGCUAAUAUCAUCGGAAGACCUGAGUCUUAUGUGAUGGUGUUGCUGAAGGGAUCGAUACCCAUAACUUUCAACGGGAACGAAGAACCAGCAGCUUUUGCGGAGCUAAUAUCGAUGGGAGGGAUCGAUUCUGACGUGAAAAGGAAACUGAUUGCCGAAAUCGGCACCAUUCUUGAGACAAAACUCUCCAUCCCAAAGUCACGAUUCUUCUUCAAAGUCUUCGACACUACGGCUAUGCGCUUCAACUCCAAAAUCUGACCUUCCCUUUCCCUUCCC
This is a messenger RNA of Telopea speciosissima, 363 nucleotides long. Its product is annotated as macrophage migration inhibitory factor homolog. Gene Ontology annotation, molecular function: phenylpyruvate tautomerase activity. The record is from RefSeq and is a predicted model, not a curated record. The transcript has 2 exons. NCBI's taxonomy places the organism in Eukaryota, Viridiplantae, Streptophyta, Magnoliopsida, Proteales, Proteaceae. Bases 7 to 345 code for a protein of 112 amino acids.